Messenger RNA from Alexandromys fortis (reed vole), 3582 nucleotides. It is a transcript of the gene Ypel4, whose product is annotated as yippee like 4. The transcript has 6 exons. The record is from RefSeq and is a predicted model, not a curated record. The coding region runs from base 2332 to 2715 and encodes 127 amino acids. Lineage: Eukaryota; Metazoa; Chordata; Mammalia; Rodentia; Cricetidae.
UUUAUUGAGGUCUACAUUUUUCUCUGCUCCAGACAUUAGCUUUUUAAUGAACUAUUAGGCAUAGGCUGAUCCUUUACCAUUCUUCAGAAUUUUAGCACUAGACUUCAUUAGCAAACUUGUAGCCUCCCGAAGGAGCUCAUCCUUUCUUUGGAACACAUUCUCCCGAGUCUUCUUUGCCUCCACACACUCCCUCAAGGUGAUGUCUCCCAGUUACCUGAAGGUCAUCUUUAUAUGGAUAUUGCAUAACCACCUCAAGCUGACUUUAGGAAGAGCCCUCUCCUCCCUUUGAGAUGGCUCUCCACUUCUCUUAAAUACAGAAAAAGGACAGAGCGUACCAAUUGUCAGUGCUUGCCCACUCUCUUGUCAUUUCCAGUCUCACUAGACACUCCUGCCAUCUCCACCUCACCACCAACCCCUCCUGUCUGUGUCUCACUCCUUCUCCUCUCCAGCUAAAUCUUUGAUCAUUUUCUUCUGUUGAUUUAAAUUGAUGGAUAUCCUUUUGGCUACCUGCUUUAAGUCCAUGCCCUAAGGACCUUCCCUUUUCUCUCAAGGCUGGUUCCUCACACUCAUCCUCCCCCUAGUUUUCCUUUCUCCUUUGUCUGAUCUAUCUAAUAUUGUGUGUGACGCUGGCGAUGAUGUCGGGGGUGGCAGUGGCCACAAUGGGCAUGUAGACGCCAGAGAGCAACAUUUCAAAGUUGUCUCUGUCCUAUUUCAUAGAUUCUGUCUGGAGAUUGAACUCGGAUUUCAGGAAGGCGUUGGCAGCAAGUGCAUUUACCUGCUGAGCCUCUCUACAGCGCCCGUAUUUCCUCUAAUUUCUGUUGCCCAGACAAAACUUCCCCUGCCCCUCUCCACCUCUCCCUCUGGAUUUUGUUUUUCUGAGAGCCUUGAAUGCCUGCUCCUCCUAUCUCUACCUAUGAAAUGCUGGGGUUACAGGCAUGCACCUUCAUAGCCAGCCUGUCUGUCUGAGACAGAGUCUCACAUACUAGCCCAGAAUGGCCUGAAACUCACUGUGUAGUUCAGGAUGGCCUCUAACUGGGAUCCUCUCAACUCAGCUUCUUUGUCUUCCUUACAGUUCUUCUCACAUCCAGACCCUCAUGAUACACACAUUGUCUUUUCAGAAUUAACUGACCCAAGACUUGUUCUCGAUUGAAUAUCCAGAACCCCCUUCUCUCCUUAGCCAGCUAGCAGCAUCUCUCAUUGCCCAUAGUCCCUGCCUCGACCCACAGUUUUCAUAUUCAGAAAGGUAUCCUCUGUGAAAAGCAAAUCAAACCAAAGAAAGGGAGGGUUUGUCUUGUGUUGGUGACGUAUCCUGGGUCCAUGUUUUAGUGACACGGUUCUGUACUACAUGGGAAGUAUUCUAAAUCAGAUGAAUUUUAACUGAAAGCUGAUUUUUUAAAAAAAAUGUAAUCUUUCUACAAGGCAAAAAUUUGGCAUUAUGUCUCUUGAAAGAUCAAAAAUUUAAUAGUACAUAUUCUCUAGGCUUAGGGGUUAUGAAUUGAGAAUGUUUUUGUUUGUAUUGGUUUGGGGCUCUCUAUUGCUGAUGUCACCAUGAAGCCCAGGCUGGCCUGGAACUGGCAGUCCUUCUGCUUGCCUCUUUGCCCACAUGGAGAACGCUGUUCCGAAGUAACACUAACUCAUUCCUAACAAAACUCUCCAAUUUGGACGCCAGCUUAAAAAGUUCCCAAAAAGGGAACAAAAGAAAACCACAUCACUCAUUACUUAGUGCCUAUUGUGUGUGAGGCACUCCUUUGGAAAUGUACAUGCUAUCUCUCUCAGUCACUUCUCCGUGAGGUAAAAUAUCAUUAGCUUCACUGAACCGAAGAGCUGUGUGGCGCAGGAGGAUUAGUCACUUGCCCGUGGUUCCUGGUGAAUAAUUGGCAGAGCUAAGAUUUCGACUCAGGAGUCUUUGAGAUCAAAGCCAGACACUUGGCCGUUGCCUGAAGAUGCAAGCAAGCCCUGUUCUACCGAGGUACAGAACAAGAGGCCACCUCUGGCCCCCAGCAGCUGUCCAGCCUGCAGUCCCAGUCCUCAAACCCCCAACGACCCAAUCCCAUCCCCUUCCCUACUGAAGGAGCGGAAAGAGAAGAGAGAAGAGAGAACAGAGGGAUUGAAAGAGAUAAACGGAGAUCUCUGGAGCAGACCUCAAGGUGAUUUCCAUUUCUAUCUGGUUCUCGUCUGGGGGGGCCCUGGCCGGGCAGCCCCCCCACACUUCUACCGUCCUGAAACACGGCUCUAGCCAACCUGCUCCGCUGCUUUACCUGCGACCGUCUCUGCGGGGGCUGCACGGCACCAGCCCCUCCAGCCCGCCAGGGCAUCGUCCUCCAGCCCGUCAUGCCCAGCUGUGACCCUGGCCCGGCCCCUGCCUGUCUACCCACCAAGACUUUCCGCAGCUACCUUCCCCGCUGCCACCGUACUUACAGCUGUGUCCACUGUCGAGCACAUCUGGCCAAACACGAUGAGCUUAUUUCCAAGUCCUUCCAAGGGAGCCAUGGCCGGGCCUACCUGUUUAACUCCGUGGUCAACGUGGGUUGUGGGCCAGCUGAACAGCGCCUCCUGCUCACAGGACUCCACUCGGUAGCUGACAUUUUCUGCGAAAGCUGCAAGACCACACUGGGCUGGAAAUAUGAACAAGCCUUUGAGACCAGCCAGAAAUACAAAGAAGGGAAGUACAUCAUUGAGAUGUCACACAUGGUGAAGGACAACGGCUGGGACUGAGGGGGGCUCAGCAGGCUGGGACCCUCCUCCGCAUGCCCCACCUUCUCACACCAGUCCCCUGGCCCCGUGAGCAGUCCACACCAGCAUGAGUACUGCCCACCCCUGGGGAAACCUGGCUCCAAACGACCACCGCCUCCCUCCCCCCACCGCAGCAGUACCAGGUCCCCUUGGAACCGGAGCCUGCGAUACCCCAGGGGUAGUGAAGGCUCAGGAGCGGGUAGCAGUCAGGGAAAUACGAAACUGGGGAGAGGAGACGCUAACAGCACUGAAAACAGAGUGAUGGCAGGGUGUGAACUCAGGCAGAUAGGACUAGGAGUUAUCAACCUUUGAUCCGCCUUUUUUUUGAAUAACCAGGACAAACCCCUGGUGGUGGGGCUAGACCACAGAAUAGCAGAGACUUAGGUUGGAGUGAAAUUUUGGUCUCAGAUAUCAGGGCCCCAGAGUCUGAGGGUAGUUUACUCAACCCCAUUCUUGGUCUAAAAAAAAAGGACUAGAGAUGGGGCCAAUAGAAGGAAAAAACACAAACCCUAGACCCUGGGAAAUCAGUUGCAGGGGUUCCCAUUUCACUCCGCUGUUUACCUUGGCACUACAGAGGCACUUUUAAGUAUCUAAUCUUUGCCAUUGGGUGGGGUGGGGAAAGCUGCCCCAAGAACAGCCCCCACCCCUGGCUGGCUGUUGCCAGAGAGAGCAGUCUUUACGGGCAUUCCCCAAGGCUCAGCCACUGCUCUCUGGGACCCAGUCCCUUGGAGGCGGUGGAUCAUCGGCGCUGCGGGACCAGUCUUUCCAGUGACUGCCACCAGCGAACGAAACUUUUGUAUGAUACAUAAAGUGUUUGGGUCUAUUUUUAAUAAAAAGGGGAAAAGCAAC